Molecule: messenger RNA, 2696 nt
Organism: Anopheles nili
Lineage: Eukaryota; Metazoa; Arthropoda; Insecta; Diptera; Culicidae
Gene: Sardh
Product: sarcosine dehydrogenase, mitochondrial
Exons: 7
Coding region: 1-2691 (896 amino acids)
Cellular component (GO): mitochondrial matrix; mitochondrion; cytoplasm
Molecular function (GO): protein binding; sarcosine dehydrogenase activity
Source: RefSeq, a predicted model, not a curated record
AUGCUACGAUUAAGAAGAAGUGCAAUUGCAAAGUUCAAAAGCCACUUCCUAGGUGGGGAUCAACGCGCUGUCAGUGCUGCAUCCGCACGGAAGUUCUCCACAGAAAAUUCCUUUCCAGAGAGCGCUGAUGUGGUCAUCAUAGGUGGAGGUUCAGCCGGCUGCAAUGCUCUGUAUCAGCUGGCAAAGCGAGGUGUUCGGGCGGUGUUACUCGAGAAAGCCAAGCUUACCGCUGGCACUACCUGGCAUACAGCCGGGCUUGUGUGGCGUCUACGACCCAACGAUGUCGAGAUCCGGCUACUGGCAGCGACUCGCGAUCUCCUGAUGAAUCUCGAGGAGGAAACUGGCCACAACUCUGGCUGGAUCAACAACGGUGGCCUAUUCAUCGCACACUCACCCGAGCGGCUGGACGAGUACCGUCGAUUGGCCACACUCGGCAAGUGUUUCGACAUUGAGUCACACAUCUUCAGCCCCGAAGAAGCCCAACAGGUGUUUCCACCACUCGACCCAAGCUCGUUCACCGGUGCGCUUUACUCUCCCGGUGAUGGUGUCGUCGAUCCGGCCAUGAUGUGUACGGCCCUUACGAAGGGUGCUACCGCGAACGGAGGGCUUACGAUCGAGAACUGCACCGUGACGCAGAUCGUGACGGGUGAGAACUUGAUCGGCAUGAAGGAUGUGCGUGGUGUCGUCACCAACAAGGGCAUGAUCCGUACGAACACGGUCGUGAACGCAACGGGUGUGUGGGGUCGUGAUCUGAUCGAACCACUCGGUGUCUACCUGCCAUUGAUCCCGAUGAAGCACGCGUACGUCGUAUCGGAGACGAUGGAGAGCAUCCAUCAGAUGCUGCCGAACGUACGAGAUCACGACUUUUCGCUGUACUUCCGCAUCCAGGGCAAGUCGAUCUGUAUGGGUGGGUACGAGAACAACCCGAUCCUGUUGAACCGCGUCCCGGGUGACUUCCAUUUUGGGCUGUACGAUCUCGAUUACUCGGUGUUUGACACGCACAUCCAGGGUGCGGUGAAGCUAUGUCCGGCUUUUGGUAGCGCUGGCAUCAAGAGCACAAUCUGUGGACCAGAAUCCUUCACGCCCGACCAUAAGCCACUGAUGGGACCAGACCCGACCGUGAGUGGGCUGUUUCACAGUGUCGGCUUCAACUCAGCUGGUAUGAUGCUGGGAGCCGGUUGUGCCGAACAGCUUGCCCAGUGGAUCCUGCACGAUCGUCCCGAUCGGCCGAUGUUCGCUUAUGAUGUGCGAAGGUUUUCUCCCAAGCAGAAAAAGGCACUAAACUGGGCAACCGAACGAAGCCACGAGGCGUAUGCGAAGAACUAUAGUAUUGUGUUUCCCCACGACGAACCGCUGGCCGGGAGGAACUUCACAGUCGAUCCGUUCCACAAGCAAAUGAUCCAGUACGGAGCGGUGAUGGAAGAACGGCACGGUUGGGAGCGACCGGGAUACUUCCUACCCGAGGAAACGGUCGUAGUGCAACCGUAUGACUGGUACGGUUACUACGACUACCCGAAGAACACUAACACGCACUACGAGGAAGCGCUUAAGGGUGAUUACUCGUUCGGGUUCUCCGAGCAUCACGACUUGAUUGGCGAAGAAGCACUCACCUGUCGCCACGAUGCGGCACUGUUCAAUCUUAGCUACUUCUGCAAGCUUUUUCUCACCGGUAGCCAGGCAAAGGAGGCUGCCGAGUACAUUUUCACUGCCAAUUUGGAUAAGCCCAUCAACAAAACUGUCUACACGUGUGCGCUCAACAAGCAGGGAGGCGUUGAAGCCGACGUGACGGUUAGCAUCGUCGAGUCUGGAUUGGGUGGAUUGCAUGAUCCCAUCUUCAAGGGCCGUGGGUACUACAUCGUGGCGGGUGGUGCUUCCGCCUACCACACCAAGUGUCACAUCCUUUCCACGAUCCAGGAAAAAGCGUUCCGAGCCGUGGUGAGCGAUCACACUGAGGAGCUGGGCGUGCUGUCACUGCAAGGUCCAAAGAGCCGCGAAAUUCUGCAGAAGAUCACCGACUUUGACCUAUCGAACGAUCAGCUGUUGCCACCGAACUCGACCGCCAUCCUGACCGUGAAAAUCAACCCACACUACAGCUGCAAUGUGCGCGCGCUCCGUGUCAGUUUCGUCGGCGAGUUGGGCUACGAAUUGCACAUCCCGGAGGAGUGCUGUAACGAUGUGUACAACGCGCUGAUGAAGGCUGGCUACAAGGAGAGUCUUCGGAACGCUGGCUACCGGGCACUUUACUCACUUAGUAGUGAGAAAGGUUACCACCUGUGGGGAUACGAUCUGCGCUCGGAUGACACACCGAUCGAGGCGAAUUUGGGCUUCGUUUGUAGGAAGAACGGCGAUUACCAGGGCAAAAAGAUCAUCGAUCAACAGCUGGAGCAUGGUGUCACUCGGCGGCUCGCGUUCUUCACCCUACGCGAUCAGGUACCAGUGUGGGGUUUGGAAGCGGUCUACCGAGACGGCGAAAUCGUGGGACAUCUGCGACGCGGUGAAUAUGGGUACACGCUCCAGAAACCGAUUGGGCAGGCGUACGUUCAGCGAUCGGAUGGCAGCCCGAUCACCAGCAAGUUCCUGCAGUCAGGCCGGUACCAGAUCGAGGUGAUGGGCAAGCUGUACGAUGCCGACUGCCAUCUGAGAAGCCCCUUCGAUCCGAAGGGUCAACGGUUGCUUGGAAUCUACAAAUAAAUAAC